Liolophura sinensis is the source of this 4152-nucleotide messenger RNA. RefSeq lists its product as uncharacterized. NCBI's taxonomy places the organism in Eukaryota, Metazoa, Mollusca, Polyplacophora, Chitonida, Chitonidae. The coding region runs from base 211 to 4125 and encodes 1304 amino acids. The transcript has 2 exons. The record is from RefSeq and is a predicted model, not a curated record.
CUAGGCAAAUCGACAAUGUUUAUGACUCGAUAAAAUAUUUCCUAUGGCGUGAAAGACAGUGUGGAAUGUGAUGACGUCAUGGGUGACGCUGACAGUUGAGAACGAAAACGUUUGCAACGCGCAGUGGGGAAUGUGUGCUACCAUAUGAAGGGAUUUCGAUGUGCGCAAAGAAAAGAAGAACAUUAAGGAGCACACACAGAACUAGGAAAAAUGGAGAAGAAAACUACUACUGCAUGUGAUGUAAAACUACGGGGGCCUAAAGAGACAAAUCAGCAAAGUGUGCCGCCUGCUUUGGGUGCAACAGCGACAGGGGUAAGACCCAGGUGGACCAUCCCUGAGAUCUACCGCAGCCUUCCCCUGUACCCGUGUUCCCUCAACAGACGGCCUGUUGUGGCCUACUCCUACAGACCAAGCCAUGUCGUUCAGCAUGAUCGUAACACACCAAAAGAAGAAACAGUUAGAGCACAGUCAAACAUUCGACCCAAAAUAGCUCCAAGGCCUGCACAAAUGUUGAAUAAAUGUGUCGCAGUGUCCACAAAGAGCUGUGAUAGGAAUGCCAAUACACGUAUUCAGGAAUCAUCAAGCACCUUCACAAAUGCCCAAAAUUGGGUUUCUCGCAGCAAAACUUUGUCUGGCAUUAGUCAGCCUGAACAUCCUACUCAUGUGCAAAUGCAACAGCUACCACAAAACGUGUUUUAUAUGUCACCUGUACCUGUACCUAAUUUGCAGGCACCCCUAGGUCUCAUGACUGUCUCUGGAACGGUACCCGGUAAACAGACAUCAACUGUAAAUGUCCAAAGUAAUGUAGGAGACCCCAGCGUUGCAUGCAAAGAUUCAGGCGACAAAACUACUGUAACUUAUAACCUGGCGGGUCCGUUUCAAAUGCCUAAGUUCAGCAAAAGUGAUAAACAGCUAUUAGGUGAACAGACAAAUUCCCCAAGACUUGUAUUUGGAAACCAGUCCUUUCCUGUGCUUUCAGUAAUCAGUACGCCCCAGAAGGUGAACAACCCAGGUAGUUCUGUAACAUCCGUUAAUACGCCCCAUAAAGUGAAUAACGCCAUACCUUCAACAUCAGCUAUCAACCCAACUCAGAAUGUGUACAACCCACUGGCUUCACUAGCACCAAUCGAUCCACGUCAGAAAAGGUAUAACUCAGUACCGUCUGCAGCAUUGAAUCCGCCUGGGAAAGUCUUCUACACGGUGGACCCAGUGGCAUUACCCAGUGUCCUCAAUGCUACAGCAGAGACUAAAGGACAGAGCUGUAGUCAGGCUUCAGUGCCACCAACUGAGGCUUCAGUGGCACAGAGUAACCAAGGGUCCAAAAAGGAAGACAACAGUACCACCGGUGAUGGCAGAGAAUCUGUUGCCGAGACAGUAAAUUCAACUGAGAUUUACUUGAGUUCGCCAGAUUCCUUACUGCCAGAAGAUAUUGAGAACUGGGACAAGCUUGACAUUUGGAAACAAAAUGGGCAUAGCCCAGAAAUAGAAAUAGAUGUGGCAGAGGAUCCAAUUGGAACAGUGAGUUCCUCUUCAGCCGGAUUAUCCAGGGGCAGUUCCAGCCAUACAGGUAAUGUCCUUCAGCAUCCUGAACCAUUCAAAGCGACGAAGAGUGUUACGCCGAGGAAGCUGUCAGUCCACAGUAUCUCAACAAGAAGCUCAUCAUGCGUUGGCGUUUCAAAGACAACUUCUGAUGUUGUGAAGUCCAAAUGUGGUAGUAGAGUGAUUAAAGGACGAUCAAGUGAUAUCCCAAAUGAGACCCAAACUAGGUCGGGUGCAUUAAAAGGUCCGGCGCGAAGAUCAAAAAGGCUCUGUUCUUCGAUUUUAAGCAAAGAUGAUCCAAAGCAGUGUGUAGCGAAGCCUCGAGCAGCGAAACGCAACAGUAAGCUCAGGAAAACACUAAAACAGAAGUCUUCUUUGUCAUCUUCUUUGCAAACGGUUGCAUCAACAGAAGAUAUGGAAAUCUUGAAGCCAACUGGGGCAACAAGCUCGUUCACUUUCCAAGAUAAGCUGCAAAUAGGCUCUUCUCCUGACACAAGUGUUGAUCAUGAUUUACCUGGGGAACAACGAAAGAAUAGCAGCGAUUCGUCUGGUGCAUGCUUAACAGAAGCAGUUUUGAAAGACCUUAUUGUUGAUGAAAAGUUAAAAGAUCGGGUACACCAGGCCGUCAUUUACGCUGAAAGUGGUCGUGGAAAGUGGAAAGAUAAAAGACCUCCCCAGUGUUCAGGUGAGAAGGCCGAUGAUAGUGACAAGUUUCCAGUUAAUGAAGAAGUUUCUGUUAACGAUAAUAAAAAGCAGGCAGUGGAUGAAGACAUGACGAGUUCUGUUGAUCGUAACCAGCAAGAAAAUAUCCCACAGCUGACAGCUACGCCAGCCUUACUGGAGGCAGUGAACAAUACUGUUGAGACAAUCGAACACUCGACAGUCUAUAUCGAGAAUGUGAGCAAACUUCUUGAAAACUUGUCUCAGGAAAAAAAUACAAGCGGUGAGGAUUAUUUUGUGUCUGGAUUGUUAGCCAUUCUUGACACAGGACGUCGUUUGAAUGACAACAUGAUUAGCUCCUUGAAACUUUUCGUCUCAAGGCACAGGAAUUUGAUUGAAGAUGUACUUCCAUGUGUCGAUUCUUGUAAAGACGUUAAUCUCCCUUGUCUCUCUCAAGAGUGUCCGCUGGAUUUGAGAGUCAUGUCUGGUGCGAGUAACCCUUCUUGUCAAAAAGGUGAUGAUCACUUCGAAACGUCUAGCCCAAUAAUGGAGAAGGGAAUGGAAGCAAACCAACUAAGUGUACACGGAAAUGGGGAUUCUGCUUCUUCAAAGCCGGUGAAAGGGUGUGUUGUCAAACUUUGCAAACUAUCCUCUGCAGAAAUCUUACGGAAAAGGCCAUGCCUGGAAAGUCAAAGCUGGUCCCCACUGACGACGCAAGGUGAUGUCAGAUCUGGAUCUGGUAGAAGUAAAGAAAUCAAACCUAGAGCACUGAGCAGUGUUAUUAGCUCUUCGUGUGCAGCUCUUAUUCCAGCGCAGAGUAAGGCAGCUUCUUCUAAAUCAGGCGUUGAUGUCAACGCUUCUGAAAAUGUUGACACCAUUCACCGCAACGUAGCUUGCAUGCCUAUGUCAGAAAAGCCAGAACUUCGAAGUAAAACGGAAUUAUCUAGAUUAGUUACUGAAGCUGCACCAUCUGAAAACACUGUCUCAAGUGAAACAUUUGCCGUGUCAGUGUCAUCUGGAAUCAUCACUUUAGAUGAGAGAAAACCUGGUACACGCUCAUCUGCUUGUAAGGAGCGUGCAACACGUAUCCGGACUAGCUGUCGAUCAAAGACGAAGAGAAAGAAGAAUUUGUGCAAAACCGAGGAAAGUGUUGACCAAACUGUGCAAAAUGGUGACAAGAGGUCUUUUUCAAUUCCCAAGUUAAAUAUUUCCGAGGAAGAAAUGUCUGUUAUCAAACUACCACGGCAAACCAACUGCAGUGAUAUGGAAAUUGUUAGUGAAAGUUCCUCAACUCUUCCUGAUAUCAUUGGUAGCGAAGGAUCCAAAAAUGGCGAUGGCCUUGGUGACAGCGGAAAUUACCGGGAUAUACCAUCACAAGAUAAAAGCAAGAUCAAAUUUUCCAAAGAUUUUCAGCCAACGAGAAACUCUGCUAAAAGAUCGUCCACCGUAGAUCUUGCCCCGAGAAGAAAGGCAAACACAUCUUUAGAGCGCUGUGACGAAGACGCACUUGUCGUGCUGAAUGAAGGGCUGCAAAACGAAACGCUGAGAACCACAUGUCGCAGAUCUAGAUCAAAAUUGAUAGACAAGGUUUCACUCAAUUCCCAGAUGCAGGGGAUCACCGGGAAAACGUCUGAAGGUCAUCCUGAUGCAAUGUUAUGUUCUGAUGAACUAUCCUUAGCUAGAGAGAACACGGCCCCUGUGGAAUCGUUGCUCAACUCCUUGGGUGAGUUUGGUGAAUGCACGAAGCACAGCCCACAUGGUAAAAUGAUUGAAGGCGCCACCGAACCUUUACGCUUCGAUGUUGAUCAGAUUUUUGGGGAGAAAUAUUCAAACCUGUCACCUGACUCUAGCUUGUCUGAUGGUUCUUUGGAAACACAGGAGCAAAAGGCUGGUCCGAAAGGUAUACUUCUACUUUUUAAGAUUUAGAAUCAUUGCGUGUUUUGUUUUCCUAGU